Alligator sinensis (Chinese alligator) is the source of this 1351-nucleotide messenger RNA. It is a transcript of the gene VMA22, whose product is annotated as coiled-coil domain containing 115. The transcript has 7 exons. Gene Ontology annotation, cellular component: extrinsic component of endoplasmic reticulum membrane; membrane. Lineage: Eukaryota; Metazoa; Chordata; Crocodylia; Alligatoridae. The record is from RefSeq and is a predicted model, not a curated record. Bases 29 to 1123 code for a protein of 364 amino acids. Gene Ontology annotation, biological process: vacuolar proton-transporting V-type ATPase complex assembly.
UCCGGGAUUCAGUCCGGGUGCGGGGACGAUGUCGGAGGCGGCGGUGGAGGAGGGGCGAUGCUCUGCGGGGCCGGGGCCUGGGCCUGGGCCUGUCCCUGUCCCUAUUCCGGGGCUGCGGUGGGAGCUGGAUGCGCUCGUGUUGGAGCUUCUGGACACCCUGGAGGCGCUUCGGGAGCGGCGGGAGGCGCUGAGCGGCCGCGUGGAGCAGGGCUGGUUCUCGCUGUCCAAGGCCCGGUUCUCCAUGGGCUGCAAGUCGGUGUCGGCCCUGCAGUACGGAGCCCAGAUGGAGCCGCACGUUCGCGUGUGUGUCAGCGAGGGGCCAGAUGGGCACCUCAACUUCCAGAUCGUUCGUGAUGAUUUGGGUGCCCCCAAAGUGGCUGCGGAGCCACUGCAUGUGGAGGAGAUUGGACCCCAGGAUCAGGAGGAGGUGACAGGGCUGCGGCACCGAGGGAGGCGACCAGCGGGGGAGGCUGAGGCCCUCCAAAGGCCGGGGCCAGUGAAGGGGCCUGGAGGCCGUGACCCCCUCACCUGGUUCGGGAUCCUGGUGCCUCAGAGCUUGCGGCAGGCACAGCGCAGCUUCCAGGAGGGCUUCGUGCUGUUCGUGGUGCUGGGUCUGGGCUGGCUGGGGGGCGUCCCGGGUGCAGCCCCCCUACCUGAGCGCCUGGCCCUGACUGCCUUCUUCGUGGGUGCCCUGCUCUGUCUCGCCUUCUCUUGCCUCUUCCACAUACUGCAUUGCCACUCUGAGCACCUGGCCCGGGCCUUCUCCAGGCUGGACUACUGGGGCAUCACGCUGCUGACAGUGGGCAGCCUAGUACCGUGGCUGCACUACGCCUUUGAGUGUGCCCCGUGCCCUCGUUGCCUCUAUCAGGGGCUGGUCUGUGCUCUGGGCCUGGCUGCUGCCCACACCGCCCAUGGGCCCUGCUUCUCCACACCGCCAUACCGCGCAGUGCGCACUGUUCCACUCGCACCAGCUGUUCCACGUGCUCGUCGUGGCUGCCGCCGUGGCGCAUCUGCAAGGCUUGUUCCGCUUGCGCGGUCUCAGCGCCACGCCAGGGGGCACCUGCGCGCCGGACCCCGCCAGCUGAUCACCCUCCCAGCCCCGCCGACCAGUGGUGGCGCGUAGGCAGUCACCGGGAGCCAGUAGUCCUGCGUGGGGCGGGGCCCCUCUUUUAAAGGGGCCGCCCCUCCCGGUGAUUACGGAUUUACGGGGGUGGGAUGUUGUUAAAAGCUUUCUCGUUUAACCUCGCUGACUAAGGUUCAUUUUACACCACCCGACACCGAGUGACUGACCCUUCAAGAGGCCGGUUUCCUGACCCACCCACCAAUUCUUGGGGUCCUGGUCCUUUAAGAC